AGAUGGUAAGAUCAGCGUAGUGUUUAUGUCACGUCUUGGCCAGAGUGGUCGGAAGGUCCUGAAGGCUUCAGGAAUAACUUGCCUGCUGUUUGAGUCUAUGAGAUCUCGUCUCUUGAAGUCUUGAGGUAUCGUCUGUUGAAGGAGGUCCUGCUGCUGCCUGCUGCUGCUGCUGCUGCCUGCUGCUGCUGCUGCCUGCUGUUGCUGGAGACUACCCAUCGGUGGCUCUGCUAGGGUUCUGACUUCUGGUUUACCGAAGCCCUGGUAUACUGAAUUACAGAAACACUGGUCUACAGAAGCUUUGGUCACCCUAAGCUUGAUAUACACAUGUUCUAGGGACUGUCACAAGCAACUCCCUACAGAAGUUGACCACAGGGCGGCUUUGGAUAGUAGAAUUCUCGAAACCGACUACAAGUAAACUACACAUAAGUUGGUCUACCGAAGCACUUUUCCGUCGUGCUACUUCCCUGAGUCAUGAAUAUCUAUCCACUCAUUCUUCUCCUCGGAGCCCUCAUCCCAGGGUCCAGAAGCUACUUCGGUAGCUUGUUUUUUCCGACGUACAUCACCAACGUCAACCUCACCAACCACACCAGCCAGAACCACAGCAACCACCCCAUUCAGACCUAUACCGACCACCCCAUUCAGAACUACACCGCCCAACAUGGCCCCCUCCGCGGUAGUGAUCAAGAUAGCAGUGACGUCAAACCAAGUCAGACUCACAAACACGACCACGGUACUGCUGCAGCUGCAGGAGAAGAGCCCCUAGCGGCAGUGCCUGUGUAUGUAUACAACGCCAGCACCCUCGGCGCCAGUCCUCACUGCCCCAUGCUGUAUACACGGGUCGGUCACCGCUGUCUCGCCUUCUUCACCAUCGCCAGGGUCCCGUGGACUACCGCCAGGGAGUUUUGUCAUGGUAUUUACGGCGACCUUCUCACCUUCAGUGACGUUCAACAAUACACUGAUCUGGUCGAAUAUCUCCAGGCUGCUGAGCUGGGCGUGGAGCUGUGGGUGGGUGGGCGCGAGACGGUGGAGGGGCUCCACAGGUGGGUGUGGAUGGACGGCACCCCCAUGCCCAUAGGCACCCCCUACUGGGCCAUCAGAUCGACAACCACCUCAGUACUUGGUCGCAAAAUCAACACCUACACCCAGGCGCCUUUCUGCCAAGUCCGCAGCCCCAGUGUGGAAAAGGAUCAGAACGGCAGAUGCGCUGCCAUGUCGCCCAAAUACUAUUACUACCUGACGGACGAGGACUGCAAGGACUGGAAGAGCCCCGUGUGCGUCCUGAGGGAGGGGGCGCAGGUGAUGGUGGUUGCAGGAGGCAGCCAGGUCACGUAUCCGGACAUCUUCCUGCCCACGCAGGACCCAACUAUCAUCACCGCCUCCACCAUCCAGCAGGGGGCGAGUCUCUCUUCAUCCUCCCCACCGACGCCCUCUCCAUCCUCCUCUUCCCCACCAACUCUCUCUCCACCCUCCUCUUCCCCACCAACUCUCUCUCCAUCCUCCUCUUCCCAUCCUCCGACUCCCACCUCGACCUCCAAAGAGGCUUUGGAAGGUUCAGGAGAUGAGGUGACCCAAAGCAACAAGCACCUUACUGAUGACUCCAGCGAGGAGGACGACGACGAUGAAGGCUCUGCGACGUGGCCAGACUUCUUAGAUGACAUCUUCUUAGAGUUUUAGAUCACCUUAAAUUGGGAUCAGUCUGAUCUCAUACAUAUUUUUUCUCGUACAAGGCCGCUUAUUAUUAUUAUUUAAUUACGGACUCAUUUGUUUAGUAGAAAUAGUGUCCUAUACUUGGAUAGGUUACAAUGCGAUUGGCAUUUUUUUAAUAGAAAUGUGAAUAAUGAAAACUAUUUCGAUUGUAUACAUAAAGGAUACUAUAACAUGUAACUUAUUUCGUGGAGGAAGAACAGAAUUUAGAUUUGCAGCUAAAUCUGCCUUUCCCUCUAUAUUAGAGAUAACCAAUAGUUCUCAAUCUGUCAUUGUGUGACAUACAGAACCUGUUAUCAGUCGUGAGGCAUAUUUGGGUCCUGUUAUCAGUAGUGAGGCAUAUGUGGGUCCUGUUAUCAGUAGUGUGACUUAUGUGAAUCCCAUUAUAAGAACUGUCACCUGUGUUGUCAUAAUUAUAUAAUAUGCUUUCGUGUCAAUGGGGGUCAAUAGUCUAUCAACUAUUGAUACCAGCAGCAUUUAAGGGGGUUUCUAAUUUAUAUAGUAACAUUUGUGUUGAAAAUUUGUAGAAUGCAACUUGUCCUCUCGAAUAUUACAAUGCAUUUUGACAUGAAAAUUCCCAACGGAUACAAUAGAAUGUACUAUAAAUCACAGCUGCUUACAGAAGUUCACGUUUUCUAUGCGUGGGUCCUUGAUUAGGUUAGACUCGGACAAUCUAGUACAUCAUUUUUCUGUCCGUUGUGAACAACUCGAGAGGACGGGCUGGAUAUUAAUAGAUAUAACUCGUAUAUGUAGCAGGUAUGGGCGCAUGUGUAUGUGUGCAGCAGUUGUGUAUAUGUGUGUGCAGUAGUUAUGUAUAUAUAUGUAUGUGUGCAGCAGUUGUGCACACAAAGAGUCCUCGAGGUUGGUAAGGCACUCGCCUGGCGUUUCACGAGCACUUUGUCCUGGGUUCGUAUCCUGGCCAGGGAGGAUUAACUGGGCGCAAAUCCUUAACUGUAGCCUCUGUUUAACCCAUCAGUGAAAUGUGUACCUGGUUGCUAAACGAUUUAGUGAGUCGUAUUUCGGGGAAUAUUGGAUUAAGGAUUUACCCGAAACGUGCUAGUGGCUGUACAGGAAUGUAAGAACUCUUGUAUAUAUAAAUACAUCAAAAAUAAAUAAAUGGCUGUAUACAAUAAUUAUGUAUACAUGUAUGUGUGAAAAUAUCUGCUAUUUAACAAAUGAAUUUAUUACAAUUCUGUUUUCAUGUCAUAUUUUCUUUACACACACACACACACACACACACACACACACACACACACACACACACACACACACACACACACAUCUUCAUUCUCUGAAUCUUAUAUAUAUAUAUCGAUAAACUGUUACUCUGAUCGUCCUGUUUUCUUUUCACACUCUUAAAGCCUCGUGGGUAAACUCUGGUAAAAUUAUGCUGUUCACUUUUUAACCAUUUUUGAUGACACCAUUUUCGUUACCACUAGUUUGUACAGGAGAGAAGAUGGGGAAUAAAAGAAUAAUAAUUCAAAAUAAUUAAA
Molecule: messenger RNA, 3197 nt
Organism: Procambarus clarkii (red swamp crayfish)
Lineage: Eukaryota; Metazoa; Arthropoda; Malacostraca; Decapoda; Cambaridae
Source: RefSeq, a predicted model, not a curated record